GUGCUCUUGCUACCAGACAGUCGUCUAUUCAAACAUGGCUCUAUACCAGGUCCUAGCGCUGAUCAACGCUCUGAUGACACUGUGUUUGGCCACUCCUCCACCAGGCUACGUGAAGAAGCCUGAAAAGGACAAGGAUCCACCAAAGUACGAGUUUGGAUAUGACGUACGGGACGGAAAAGGUGGUCGGCAAGGUCACCUGGAGACUCGUGACGGGGUAUACGCGCUGGGAGUUUACUAUGUUAACCUACCGGACGGAAGUGGGCAGAGUGUUCGCUACUUUGCUGACGACUGGGGCUACCACCCUCUGGUGUCCUACAGCAGUUCCAGCAAGACUGGCACCACGAAGACACAAUUUGCUCUUGGAGAAAAGGCAGUCGCUGCUCUGGCCAAGUCAAAAGAAACUAAUCCUUCGGUAUCAGUGACUAGACCAACAGUGACUACGUUGAUAAGCUCAGCGCUGAAACUUUCGGAAGAUUCGGGCGGCGGUGAUGCUGACAGUGGUGACAUCCUUAAAAUCAGACCCAGCAAUGUAAAGCUGUCGGCUAACAGACUUGUAGGAACUGGAAGAAAGCCAACCAUAUCUUAUCAGCAAGCAUCGCGGCCCUCUGAAGAACAAGUUGAUGUGUCUGCCGUAAACAACCUUGUCGAAUCGAAGUCAGACUCAGGAAACGGUAAAUACAAGGUUGUUACUCCCCUUUAUACAACUCCGAACAAAAUAUCAGGCUCUGACUCUCAUAGUUCUUCCUAUGGACCAGAAGAGGCCUCUGCUUACGAACCUGGACAAGUGUAUCAGCAUAUCGGCACGAAAGGAAUAGGUUCUUCUAGCUAUCAGUUUAUCGAAAUUGGAGGUGAUUCAUCUGGUGGUGAACAUUUUAGAUCGCCGUCUCCUGCAGUUUCUCAGUUAAUUACUAAGCCAACAAAUACUCAAAGUCAAAAGCUAUUUGGUCAUAAAGGUGCCGAAAAUGUGAAAGUGACAUCCUAUUUAGGUGAUGUAAAUUCUCCAUUGAAAUUUGGCGAUAGAAUUCCAAACGUGAAUUCAGAUUUUACUCAAACAACUGCAAGCGUAGAGCAAGAUCAGAAUGAAAUUCACAAAGGAAAACAAGAGGUACUUGAAGUUACUCCACUUCCAAUAUCUCAACGUCAUCCCCCUUUGAGGCCGAUUAUAGUUGCUGAUAUAUAUCCAAAAGAAACAAUAGGAACGGUGAGGCCCAUUACCAUAUUACCAACUACAACACCAGUAUCUAUCUAUGUAACUCACUCCCCAGAAACACCUUCAUCAACUUCGACGUCUAGCUCAGGAAGCGCUCUAACAAGUCCCACCAAUACUUUGAAACACGCAACUGGUAGCACGUAUUCAACUCCAACGAAUCUUUUAUCACAGUCCCAGGCAGGAUCACUGUCGUAUUCUUCAGAAUCAGAGAGUAAUUCUCAAUCGUUUGGAUCCAUUACCAAUAACGGUCUUUCAGGCCACAUCCUUCCUCCAGUUUAUUCAACUCAAAAACCCAUUAUAAUGUCAAACACAAAGGAAACUGCCUCCACGUCCUUUACUUUUGGUUCAGACGGAAGUUCAUUGUCAACUGGAUCUGGAGGACACACAGCUGAUGCUGGAACACAAGCUUACAAAACUCCUGCACCUCUUGCAGUGUCAUAUGUACAAAGUAUUUCAGGUGCACAAGAAGUGAACUCACAGCCCGCGGCUAGUGGGCAUGCUACUUCAAAAGCACAGCAAACUCCAUCCCCCAUAUUUGUAUAUUACUCAACUUUAUCACCUUAUUCACAUACAUCGAGUUCUGCAGUGAGUGGAACUAGCAAUGAUCACGGAGUCAGCGAUGUGUACUCAACUCCGGCACCCUUAUCGUUAUCAGAGUCACAAGAAUUUUCGCCUUCCGAAGCCGACGAAAAUUCCAAACAGCAGUCCACUAUAACAAUCAACAGCGGAAAUGCAGAAAAAACCAUCGAAAAUCAGCAGUCAAUUCCCGCUACUGUUUACAUAUCACACACACCAAUGUCAUCCUCAUUUUCGGUAUCGAUAUCAAAUUCGGUUAAUUCUGAGUCCAAAAGUUCCGUCACUGCUACUAAGAAUGCUGAAUCUGGGCAGCUUAUUCACAACAAUAUUCACUCAACAACUCCUCGACCUUCAGCAGAAUAUUAUUCUAAUUCUGAAGGUUCAUCGUCAGGUAAAUAUAUUGUCAGUCCAGCUACAAUUCUCCUUAACUCAAAUACUCAGCCAGUUGCAGCCGCCCUCACAUCGUCAGCCGAAGUGCUGUCUCCAAUACAUGCUGCAGUAUCACUGGGCACAGCAUCACAUCAAAAUCCAACAGCAGUAUCAGCUGUCUCUUCCGAAUCUGCGUUAACACCACCCGAAGUGAAAGAAGCAAACGAAAUACCACAAUCAAAAACUGUUGUUGAAGUUCAGAAAGCUAUUUCACUUGACUUAAAUGAUCUUACUGUUAAGCUUAAUACAGAGCAGAAACCAGAUUUAGAAGCUACCACACCAGCAGCGCCGAUAUUGUACUCCCAACAGACCGUAGGAAAAGGCAAAGAAGUUGACCACAGCAGCAGUCAGCAACACAUAUAUAAUGGAGGUCUCCUUGAGUACACUUACGGUCAGCCACUGACUGGGCUGCAGGUAUACCCUCAGUUAAGAUAUAAUUUCCCUCAUAUAUCUGGAUCCACUGAUCAAGUGUUACUCGGAUACAACCCACAACUGUAUGAAACACAGAAACUCGUUCAUUUGGGAUACAAUAGGCAGGAACAGUUACAUGGGGGAGUUCAGCAUGAAGCUCCGUACGAACAUUCAUUUGAACGACAUCGGGAGUACACUCAGAAGCAACUGGAUGGGCAACUGCAAGCAAUAGCAGGGUAUCAAGAGGGGACAGAGGCUGAAAAGCCGAGAGAAAAAUAUCAAUACAAUCAGAAUUCUGCAAGUAAUUUGAAAAUUUAUCAAGAGCAAGAAGACGCAGACAAGCAACCGGCGGAAACGUCAUAUAUCCAAAAAUUUUAUGGCAAGGAGCACCUAGUUCUCCAAGAGAAAUUGCCUGAAAAGACACAAACAGAAGAAGAACACAGUAAAAAAUCUGUACAAAUGGAAACUGAUGUUCAGAAGCCUCAGGUUCCUGUCCAAAUUAUUCAUGAACUAAAGUACGAACAACCAUUCAGAGUUAAUGAGCCAGUAGAACACCGGUCACCCAUAGAAAAUAACCAGGUAUCAUACCAGCUACUUGGCCAGCAGAUAGGUUACGACGCACCUGCUGGAGUUCAACAGGAAAUCGAAUAUCUGGGACCCACAAAACUUAAGCAGCAAGUUGAGCAGACAGUAAAUACUGCAAUAGUACAGUCCGGCUAUGGUCAUCAGACAAUUUCCACACCAGACAACAUUGUACAAAUCACCCAGGGAAGCGAGCAAGGACCAAGGAGUAAGGGUCAACCACAGUAUAACAGAAAUCCCAGCGAAGUUUCAAAACAACUGCAGUCAGAAUACAGUCACCAGUUAUUAGAAGAAGAGAGACAGGAACAAGUGAGGCUUAGCAGCCAAAUAGGCAAAGCAUUAAAUCAGAUAAACGCUGAAUAUAAUGAGGCCAGUGUAAGGACACAAUUCCCGGUACACAUUCUUAACGAAGGGAAGAUCGUCUCUCUGCCUGUGGCUGCAAACUUACCUACUUUGUCCCCCACAACUUUCGUCCCACUGAAUCAACCUCCUCAGUCAAUAGAACAAAUUAAGUUGGUAGAAGUUGAGAAACGUGUUCCAGUACAUGACACAAAAGUGAUAGAGAAGCCCAUUCCUGUGCCCCAUGCGGUCCCCAUCGAGAUCACGAAACUUGUAGCUGUUGACCGACCAGUGCCAUACCCUCAACCCUACGCUGUCCCACAUCCGGUACCUGUCCCGUACGCUGUGCCUCACCCAGUAGGAGUUCCUGUACCCCAUCUUGUUCCCUACCCCCAUGUUGUAACCGUCCCUUAUAAAGAAGUGCAUCCGGUCUACAUCCAUACUGGUAAACCUCACAGGAAUGAAUUUCGCGACCACACACAAAAUAUCCCCACCAACACACCCUUGCCAGUCAUCUUGAAAGCUCUGCAGUACAAUGGAGGGCGCUACGGAGUACCAGUGUCCAUAAAACCUCAGUCUGUCUUUCUUACACCACCUCCACUAAGACCUGGCGGAAAAGCAAGAGGCCUCCAACAGAGCAAGCAUUUUGACCACUUCAGGACACUUUGUAUUGAGUAUGGAUUUAAACCUCCUUUAGUACCAUCUUUACAGAUUGAUGAGGUUCCCCUAUCUGCAUACGGUCCUCCACGGAAAGAUUGAAAGGGCUUGUACGCUUAUUAAUGAAUUAUUUAAUUGCUACGCAGUCACCGAUACAUAAAAAUAUAUAUUCUUGUGUUGAACUGACAUUGUCAACCGUUCACAUUAAUCAAGUGCUUAUGUCACACUCGAGCUCUUUUUUCAUAUAUUUCAUUACUGAAUAAAGCUCGGCGCUCUAUAGUAAGGAAGAAAUUGCAUUAAGUUCAGAUCAACAUAAUAUCAAUAUAAUUAGUUGGAACAAUCAAUAUUUUUACGAACAUUGAAUAGAAGAGUCAAUU
Molecule: messenger RNA, 4581 nt
Organism: Cryptotermes secundus
Lineage: Eukaryota; Metazoa; Arthropoda; Insecta; Blattodea; Kalotermitidae
Product: mucin-5AC-like
Exons: 4
Coding region: 35-4306 (1423 amino acids)
Source: RefSeq, a predicted model, not a curated record